Phaeoacremonium minimum UCRPA7 is the source of this 4062-nucleotide messenger RNA. RefSeq names its product putative phosphoribosylformylglycinamidine synthase protein. The transcript has a single exon. The coding region runs from base 1 to 4062 and encodes 1353 amino acids. Gene Ontology annotation, molecular function: phosphoribosylformylglycinamidine synthase activity. Lineage: Eukaryota; Fungi; Ascomycota; Sordariomycetes; Togniniales; Togniniaceae. Gene Ontology annotation, biological process: 'de novo' IMP biosynthetic process. The record is from RefSeq and is a predicted model, not a curated record.
AUGCCUCACGAGGUCCUGGUUGGGGGCUCUUGCUUCACGCCCAUCAGUGCACAAGAACUCCUUGACCGAGUCAACAAGAAGAGUCCCAGUGCCCAGGUCAAGCAGAUCGAGGGCCACUGGCUCUACUACAUCGACUUGAAGACCACCGACAAGGGCGUGCUCGAGCAGGUCAAACAGCUUCUUCAGAUUACUGACUCUCAAUCAGUUGCUGACGCUGAGAACACGACCUCCUCAACCGAUAUCUAUGUUACGCCCCGCCAUAUCUCGCCAUGGAGUUCGAAAGCCACAAGCAUCGCCGAUGUCUGUGGCUUGCAGGGACAAGUCCACAGACUCGAGCGGGGACGACGCAUCACGAUUGAGUUCGAGCAGCCGCAGGACGGUCAGAAAGACCUUUCGUUCCGAGACGUAUUCUACGACCGUAUGACCGAGACAAUCAGCUACGAGCAACCGAGCCUUGACAAGAUGUUCGACGAAGGCUCCUCGGCACCGCUUGACGUUGUCGACAUCUUCGCCAGCCAACAGGAUCCCAUCACUGUCCUCCAGGAUUAUAACAAGAAGAUGGGUCUGGGCCUCGAUCAGUCUGAGAUGCAGUAUCUUGUGGAGGAGUUCACUAAGAUUGGCCGACCUCCUCAUGAUGUUGAAUUGUUCAUGUUUGCUCAGGUCAACUCUGAGCACUGUCGACACAAGGUCUUCAAUGCGGCAUGGACCAUUGAUGGGGUGCGCAAGGACAAGAGCCUGUUCGAGAUGAUCAAGAAUACCCACGCAAAGACACCCGACUUCACUGUUUCUGCCUAUAGCGACAAUGCCGCCGUGUUUCAGGGAGAGAUUGCCAGCUUCUGGGCGCCGGAUUAUUCUACUGGCUCAUGGAAGUUGACCCCUGAGGUGAUGCACAUUCUGGGCAAAGUAGAGACCCACAACCACCCCACGGCUAUAUCACCAUUCCCCGGUGCCGCGACCGGUGCCGGCGGAGAGAUUCGAGAUGAAGGUGCGGUGGGCAGAGGUUCAGUGACUAAAGGUGGUCUGUGUGGCUUCUGGGUAUCAGACCUGCUUAUCCCAGACAAUGUCGCUCCUUGGGAGCUAGAUAUCGGUCGCCCGUAUCAUUACGCAAGCAGUCUUGAUAUCAUGCUCGAGGCCCCUAUUGGCAGUGCUCGCUUCAACAACGAAUUUGGACGCCCAAGCUUGACGGGUGUUUUCAGAACCCUCCUUACACCCGAGCCCAGUGAUGCAACGAACGAGUGGCGUGGUUAUCACAAGCCAAUCAUGAUUGCUGGAGGAGUCGGCACUGUCAGACCACAGCAUGCGCUCAAAGAAGAGAGAUUCGUUCGUGAAGGCGCACAUGUAAUCGUCCUUGGUGGCCCAGCUAUGCUGAUUGGCCUGGGUGGUGGUGCGGCCUCCAGCAAUGCCUCCGAAGAAGGCAAUGCCGAGUUAGACUUCAACAGUGUUCAGCGUGGAAACCCCGAGCAGGAACGACGAGCUCAAAUGGUUAUCAACACUUGCGUGGCUCUGGGUGAUCAGAAUCCUAUUGCUAUGAUUCACGACGUUGGUGCCGGCGGUCUGUCCAACGCUUUACCCGAGCUGGUGAAGGACGCUGGCUUUGGUGGUCGUUUUGAGCUCCGACAAGUUGAGAGCGCAGACCGCGCAAUGAGCCCCUUGCAGAUAUGGUGCAACGAAGCACAGGAACGAUAUGUGCUUCUCAUUAACAGCGAAGGUAUGAAUCGUUUCUCGAGCAUUUGCCGAAGGGAGCGUUGUGGGUUUUCAGACGUCGGAACUGUUGUCUCUAGAGACGCAGAUGGCGUUUCCAAGCUCGUCGUCACCGAUAGAGAAUCUAGGGAUUAUCCCCGUCCCAUCGACCUGCCGAUGGAGGCGCUGUUCCCACCGAAACGCCGUCAAGAACGAAACGUAACUUCGAAGAAGCCAAAAUUAGCCACCUUUGAGAUUAUUCCCAGUCUCAAGAAGGCGUUUGGCGAUGGUGUUGGCGAUGCUGAGCUAUUCAAGAAGGCCGUGGAGCGGGUCUUCCUCAUGCCGGCUGUUGGUUCCAAAUCUUUUCUGAUUACCAUUGGCGACCGUACUGUUGGUGGACUCACUGUUCGUGAUCAAAUGGUUGGACCGUGGCAGACACCAGUUGCGGAUGUUGCUGUCACAGCGACAUCUUUCCAUAUUGGCGGCAAGAUCAAGACUGGAGAGGCUAUGGCAAUGGGUGAGAAGCCGACGCUUGCACUCAUCAACCCCGCAGCUUCAGCGAGAAUGGCAGUUGCGGAGAGUUUAUUGAAUCUCGGCGCAGCGGAUAUUUUGGGUGACUUGCGAAGAGUCAAGCUAUCGGCCAACUGGAUGGCGGCUGUUAGUCAUCCUGGCGAAGGAGCGGCUCUUUACGAGGCAGUUGAGGCGAUCGGCAUGGAAAUGUGCCCUGAACUUGGAGUCAGUAUCCCUGUUGGCAAGGACUCUACUUCCAUGAAGGCGUCAUGGAAAGAUGGAAGUGAUACCAAGAGCGUCACAGCCCCGGUUUCUGUAGUUAUCUCAGCAUUCGCUGUGGUUGAAAACAUCAGGAGCACUUGGACACCGCAACUCCGACGGGUUGAAGAUGUUGGAGAGACAGUACUCAUGUUCGUCGAUCUAGCUGAGGGCCGGAAAGCCAUGGGCGGCUCUGCCUUCGCGCAGUCACUUGGUACCAUUGGGCAUGAUGCGCCUGACAUGAAGAACUUCAACCUUAUAACCGACUAUUUUGAUGCGCUGAAUCAGCUGCACAAGAGUGGUGUUGUACUGGCCUACCACGAUCGGUCUGAUGGUGGCUUGAUCACCACAGUGGCUGAGAUGAUGUUUGCUGGUCGAUGUGGCGUUGACCUCAUGGUUGACGGAAUCGCCAAAACAAACAGUCUUGAGGAUAUCACAGCCGCGCUCUUCAACGAAGAGCUCGGUGCGGUCUUCCAGGUUCGAGCUUCAGAUGAGAUCAACUUCAAGAGAUGUUUCGCAACCUGUGGACCACCACCUGGAUUGAUCAAGAAGUUUGGUGUGGUUAAACCAAAGACAAAACAAACACUCACAAUUCGAUAUGGCGCAUUGCCAUUCGUUAGCCUUGAUAGGACCGAGAUGCAACAAUGGUGGACAAAGACCUCGUUUGAGAUGCAGAAGAUAAGAGACAACCAUCUAUGUGCUGAGAGCGAGUAUAGUACUAUUGCAGACUCGAACGACCCUGGUCUCUCAUAUAGGCUUAGCUUCUCCCCAUCCGAAAAUAUCCUACCCCUGACAGCGUCUAUCACUGGUCUCUUCGGCAAGAACCCCCGAGUCGCCAUUCUUCGAGAACAAGGUGUCAACGGACAUGCUGAGAUGGCUUUCGCCUUCAAGGCUGCUGGUUUCGAAGCGGUGGAUAUCCACAUGACGGAUAUCAUCUCCGGCCGCUCGCUUGCGGACUUUGUGGGCCUGGCAGCCUGCGGUGGCUUCUCCUAUGGUGACGUCCUCGGCGCCGGCCAAGGCUGGGCUAAGUCUAUUCUUAUGCACGAGAACGCCCGGCGCGAAUUUGCUGAGUUCUUCAAGAGGCCGGAUACAUUCGCGCUUGGAGUCUGUAACGGUUGUCAAAUGCUUUCCAGGCUCAAGGAGCUCAUCCCUGGCACAGAGCACUGGCCGGAGUUUGUUGACAACACCAGCCAACAGUUCGAGGCCCGUUACAGCAUGGUGAAGAUCCAGGAUAAUCCCGCCAAGCCAUCAGUCUUCCUGCACGGGAUGAACGGAUCUGCCCUCCCCAUUGUCGUAUCUCAUGGAGAGGGGAGAGCACAAUUUGCUUCGCCCAACUCGCUACAAGAGCUUACUGCGUCUAGCUUGGUAUCGCUGCGCUAUGUUGACAACCGCCUUGGUGUCACUGAGCAGUACCCGUACAACCCGAACGGAAGCCCUGGUGGUGUUGCCGGUGUCUCUAGCAAGGAUGGGCGUGUCUUGGCUAUGAUGCCUCACCCUGAACGGACGAUCAUGGCGGAUGUGGGUAGCUACGUGCCGCCGGAGCUUGUCGAGGAGUGGGGUGAAUUCGGUCCCUGGCUGAGGAUGUUCAGGAGCGCUCGCAAGUGGGUGGCUUAG